Psilocybe cubensis is the source of this 1050-nucleotide messenger RNA. RefSeq lists its product as uncharacterized. The transcript is spliced from 6 exons. The record is from RefSeq and is a predicted model, not a curated record. The coding region runs from base 1 to 1050 and encodes 349 amino acids. Lineage: Eukaryota; Fungi; Basidiomycota; Agaricomycetes; Agaricales; Agrocybaceae.
AUGGCUCAUCUUCCCAAGGCUGUACUCUACUACUCUCCAGUCUCUGUCUGGUCUGCUGUCGUAUUGUUGACUAUCGAUGAAAAGGGGUAUGGACCAGACGAAAUUGAUUUUCGCUCGGUUGAUCUCAGCAAAGGAGAGAACUAUGAUCUUACGUUUCUUCGACUUAAUCCCAAAGCGACUGUGCCGGCCUUGCUCGUUCCAUACGAAAAUACACUCACUGAUGCUGAAGAAAGCCGCUACAAGGCGCUGACUAGUACAAAGGCGAUUGUAGAGUUUUUGGACAAAUCACGGUCGGCGUUGUCACGGACGCAAACAACAUCGAGAGCGCCGGCGCCGUCACUGACACCUGCGACGAUCGCGGCGACAAACUCGUGCAAAGUGAUCAUUGAUGAUAUUCUGCACAUCGAAGAGGCAAACCCGAACACGCUGCGCUACGUGAACGCGCGCGACGACGAGUCGCUGCGGGCGCUUGCAAAGGAGCUUGUGCCGUCGAUGAAGCAGCGACAAAAGGUGCUGUUGGAACACCUGGCAGAGGCGGAGCAGGGGAGUGCGCGUGUGUCUGAAAAAGUGAAGAAGCUGUGGGCGGACAAGCUGGAUGCGAUCAACGUAAUUCUGGCUGUGCUGGCUGAUGCUGAAACGGCGGAGAGCGAUCUUGGAGAAGAGGGGCGGGCGCAGCGACAGGCGUUUUACAAGACGGCGCGGCAGGCCUGGGAAACUAAUCUGUCGCAGGUGAUGACGCAGCUAAGCAAGGAGAUGGUUGGGCCCUACACGCUUGGAGACCAGUUCUCGAUCGCCGACUUGCAUCUUGCAGGAUGGCUCACCCGGGUGGCGAAGCUCGCUGGGGGACAGAGCAGCGACGACGGAGAGACGAUUGCGCGCAAGUUGGAGGGGCACAUUGGCGGAGGCUUCCGGUUCGCGCGGGACUUUAUCACCGAGCAGGCGCGACGGGAAAAGGCAGCAGUUGAGAAGGGGAGCAAGGUGGGCGCAUUCUGGGACGCACUGAGGGAGCGGGCAAGCUGGAAGAAAGUAUACAGAGAGGGGCUAUUCUAG